Molecule: messenger RNA, 1917 nt
Organism: Stegostoma tigrinum
Lineage: Eukaryota; Metazoa; Chordata; Chondrichthyes; Orectolobiformes; Stegostomatidae
Product: tryptophan 2,3-dioxygenase-like
Exons: 12
Coding region: 40-1260 (406 amino acids)
Molecular function (GO): metal ion binding; L-tryptophan 2,3-dioxygenase activity; heme binding
Source: RefSeq, a predicted model, not a curated record
AAAAACAAGAAAAUUCAGCAUAGGACUGGGUGAACAAGCAUGACCAUGAAUGGGUGCCCGUUUCAAAGGAGUAAAUCACAGCAUGCAUUUCCUUCAGACUUAGAGGAAAACAGUGACACAUCACAAGAUGGAACAAAUAAAGCCAUUAAAGGAGGAAUAAUGUACAGGGACUAUCUGCAGUUGGAUAAAAUAAUAAAUGCUCAAGAGCUACAAAGUGAGAAGAAUGGAAACAAAAUACACGAUGAACAUCUAUUUAUUAUAACUCACCAAGCUUAUGAGCUGUGGUUCAAGCAGAUUCUUUGGGAAUUGGAUUCAGUUCGUGCAAUAUUUGAGAAUGGUCACGUGAGAGACGAGAGAAAUAUGCUGAAAGUGAUCUCAAGAAUCCACCGAAUUGCAAUAAUCUUUAAGCUUCUGGUGGACCAGUUUGCAGUUCUGGAGACAAUGACAGCACUGGACUUCUUUGAUUUCAGGAAUUACUUAGUACCAGCGUCUGGAUUUCAGAGCCUGCAGUUUCGUCUUCUGGAGAAUAAGAUUGGUGUUCCAGAGAGCCUGCGCGUUCCUUACAACAGAAAACACUACAAGGACAAUUUCAAAGGGAAGGACAAUGAAUUACUACUUCAAUCUGAGCUGGAACCAACACUACUACUAUUAGUAGAGCAAUGGCUGGAGAGAACCCCUGGGCUGGAACCAGAUGGAUUUGAUUUUUGGGGCAAACUUAAAAUCAACGUUGAAAGAGGACUGAAGGAAGAAUUUACAAGUAUUCAGUCAAAGCCAGAAUUUGAAGGGAAGGAAGAUAUGUUGUGGGAGCAUAACAAACAGAAAGAAGUACUCACAUCACUGUUCGAUGAAAGACGCCACGAGCAUCUGCUGAGUAAAGGGGAACGGAGAAUAUCAUAUAAGGCAUUGCAGGGGGCCCUCAUGAUUUACUUUUACAGAGAAGAACCACGUUUCCAAGUGCCAUUCCAGUUGUUGAAUUCCCUCAUGGAUAUUGAUGCGCUUAUGACUAAAUGGAGAUACAACCAUGUUUGUCUGGUUCAAAGGAUGAUUGGAAGUAAAGCUGGCACUGGUGGUUCGUCCGGCUAUCAUUAUUUACGUUCUACGAUGAGUGAUCGAUAUAAAGUGUUUGUUGACCUGUUCAACCUUGCAACUUUCUUGGUGCCAAGACAAUGGAUUCCAAAGCUGACCUCUUCAAUUCACAAAUUUUUACAUACUGCAGAGUGUUGUGAUAGCUCAUACUUCAGUGGUGAGGAAUCUGAUUAAAAUAGAAAUCAACUCAGCAUAUUUUGAAAGCAAACUACACACAAUUUUAAAAGAUUUUUAAAGCUUUUAAUGAUCCAUGUAUGUUUUUAAAUUUUAAUUGGACUUGGACACAAAAUCAUUUUCAGUGAAAGGCUUUCACAGAUCUUGGCUUUAUAAUUUUGUAAAGUGGGUGAUAGUGGAUCUCCAGCAGAUUUUAUACAUUCCCUGAUUUUCACAUGCAAUUACUAUCACAUGAACUCAAUAGUACCCCUCUUUCUCAAUUUGUUUCCUGUAAUAUAUUUUACAAAUGGGUAAGGUAAUGUACAUGUAAAUCUAUUUAUCUAAAAUAUUAUACACAGGAUAUAAAACUACCUUAAUUCUUCAGGAGAUGCUUAUAGAUUUAGUUUAUAUUUCAUAAAGGAUAAUUGAUUUAAAAGAGCAACACUGCUUCUAAAAAAUGGAUAUGGCUUUUAUUGACAGUUGUAAAUAUGUACAUUAAUGGAAUUAUUCAAAAGGCUUUUCAGAUGCAAAUGCAUUGUAUUUGUGCAUCCUUUCUGAAAGGUAUGCUAUCAAUUAAGUAAAUCUAAAUACCUUGAUUAAUGCUCUAUAACCAUUGACAUGCCAGACAGUGUGAAGCAACAUUCAUUAACUACAUGUUAAACUUCAUCUUCAAGCUUG